ACUUCUAGUGACAAGAGAUGUUUCAGCAAGACGAACAAAUUCUUCCCGGAAAUCACCCAAACGGCGAAACGUGUUGUGGACACAGCGAAAAUACUCAACAUUCCAAUCAUUGUUACGGAGCACUAUCCGAAAGGCCUUGGACCUACAGUGCCAGAACUGGGACUUGAUAAAGAUGUGCCUCGAUACCCGAAAACUCAAUUUUCCAUGUGUGUGCCAGAGGUCAUGCCAUUCCUGGAAAACAAAAACAGCGUGAUUCUUGUCGGAAUAGAAGCCCACGUGUGUAUUCUCCAUACAACAUAUGCACUCAUUGAACGAGGCAUAGAUGUGCAUGUUGUGGUGGACGCUGUUACUGCUAGAACACUUGUGGACAGAAAGUUUGCUUUCAAACAGCUUGAACGAGCUGGUGCUAUCCUGACCACGUCGGAAUGUGUGAUAUUGAGUUUACUGAAAGAUGCAGCUCAUCCAAAAUUCAAGGAAAUUCAAAAGCUUGUGAUGACUGAGGCUCCUGAUUCAGCUCUAAUGGACGUGUAG
Cooperia oncophora is the source of this 531-nucleotide messenger RNA. The record is from the annotation of a GenBank genome assembly. Lineage: Eukaryota; Metazoa; Nematoda; Chromadorea; Rhabditida; Trichostrongylidae.